Messenger RNA from Anopheles cruzii, 951 nucleotides. Its product is annotated as alpha-tocopherol transfer protein-like. The transcript has 3 exons. Gene Ontology annotation, cellular component: membrane. Gene Ontology annotation, molecular function: phosphatidylinositol bisphosphate binding. Bases 1 to 951 code for a protein of 316 amino acids. Lineage: Eukaryota; Metazoa; Arthropoda; Insecta; Diptera; Culicidae. The record is from RefSeq and is a predicted model, not a curated record.
AUGUCCGACCUUCGGCCAAUCUCGCCGCAGCUAAUGGGUGUUGCUAGGCUACAACUCAACGAGGAUGCGGCCCAAGUGAACAGUCAUUUGGUAGUGAUCAGAUCGUGGCUUGUUGAAUGCGACUUGCACUGCACUGUGGUGAGUGAUCAGUUUUUGGUCGCAUUUCUUCGCGGUUGCAAAUUCAGCCUGGAGAAAGUCAAGAAAAAGCUGGCACUGUUCUAUCGGAUUCGUGCCGAGCUACCGCAAGUAAUUCAAAACCGAGAUCCGACGGAUGAACACGUUUUAAGCGUCAUCCGAAUGGGGGUUGCCGUUCCGCUGCCAAAGACAGAAAAACCGACCGAUCCAAAGUUGUUUCUGAUCCGAGUUGGACAAUUUGACGUCACCCAGUGUACGUUCGCAGACAUUAUGAAAGUUGGCACCAUGCUCAACGAUAUUUUGAUGCGGGAUGACGAUCAAAUGGUGGUUUGUGGGGUGGCAAUCAUUAUCGAUAUGAAAGGGGUGACCGGUAGUCAUUUGUUACAGUUUGAGAUAGAACUGUUGAAGAAAAUUGCCACGCUAAACCAGGACGCGUCGCCGCUGCGGAUGCAGGGCUUCCAUAUUUUAAACCCUCCGCCGGGACUGCAAACGGCGCUGAGUAUCUUCAAUGGCCUUCUUUCCGAAAAAAAUCAACAAAAGAGGAUCUUCACCCACGGGUCUGACCUUGAGUCACUUCACAAACAUUUUCCAGCAACUCUACUUCCGGCGGAAUACGGUGGCAGUCUGGGUUCGAUUGACAGUAUCAUAAACGAAUGGGAACUGAAGCUGAUACACAAUCGGGCCUACCUUUCGGAGAUGGCGGCCCUGACCUCCAGCAAAAACUUGUCGCUGACGCACAACCCUGAUACGAUUGGAACGAAAAGUGAGGCUCAUUUUGGAUUCGAAGGAAGUUUUAGGAAACUGGAUAUUGAUUAG